Plasmodium yoelii is the source of this 834-nucleotide messenger RNA. RefSeq names its product PIR protein. The coding region runs from base 1 to 834 and encodes 277 amino acids. The transcript is spliced from 3 exons. The record is from RefSeq and is a predicted model, not a curated record. NCBI's taxonomy places the organism in Eukaryota, Apicomplexa, Aconoidasida, Haemosporida, Plasmodiidae.
AUGUCUUAUAAAGUGUGUGAAUCAAUUAAUACGAUCGAUAAAUAUUUUGAUGAUGAUUCGAAAACCCCGGAAAAACAUAAUUCUAUAGGUUUUUUAAAUAUGUUUUUCCCUGGAAGUAGCUGUAAUAGUGAUGAAGAAAAGAUUAUCUCUGGUUUUAUAUUGUUACUAAGUCUUUUUAAUGAUAUUGAUGAUAAAAAUAUAGAUGGUGAUAAACUUGUUGAAUACGGUAUUUUAUGGUUAAGUUAUAAACUAAAUCAAAAAAAACAAUAUGGAACGACCAAAUUAGACGAUUUUUAUAUUAAAAAUAUAGAAACAAAUAGUUGUUAUAAGGAAAAUAUAUCUAAUUCUAUUGAUAGUAAUGGUAAAAUUAAUAUGGGUGUUAUAGAUAAAAAAAUAAAAUCGAUGAAAAUGAAUAUUAAAGAUAUAUCUAAUUUUUAUGAUCUAUUUAAAUCAUUAUGUAACGUGUAUAGUGAACUUGAUCCAAAAAAAACCCAAUGCAAGACAUGUUUAGAAAAUGCUGAAGAAUUUUUUGAAAAACAUGAAAAACUUAAAAAUGACUUUGAUAUUACUGAAGAAGAUUCUUAUUCUCAACUAUGGUUAAGUUUAUCAAAAGAUUAUAAAAAUUUUGAAAAAAAAUAUAAUAGUGUUAAAUGUGAACAUGUCUCAUCACUUGUAGCUUGUCCACGAAGUUCAGUAACAAAAAAUACAUUAAUUACAAUUGCAAUUAUAUUUGUUGCAGCAUCAAUUUUAUUGGGAGUUUCUUAUAAGUAUUCGUUAUUUGGAUUUCGGAAACGAUCUCAAAAACAACAUUUAAGAGAAAUGCUAAAAAAAUAA